AUGAAAUCCAACUUCUCCAUCCCUCAGAAUGGAUCAGAAGUGGUGUUUUAUGAUUCUACCACCCCCAGAGUUAUAUGGAUCUUCUUAGUUGUGGUACUUUCUAUAACCUUUGUCCUUGGUGUGCUAGGUAAUGGGCUUGUGAUUUAUGUGGCUGGGUUCCGGAUGUCAUGCACUGUAACGACAAUCUGUUAUUUGAACCUGGCUUUGGCUGACUUCUCUUAUAUGGCAAGUCUACCAUUUCAGAUCAUCUCAAUUAUCAUAAAUGGAGAAUGGCCUUUUGGUUGGUUCCUUUGCAAAUUUGUUCACAUGAUUAUAAACAUAAACCUUUUUCUAAGUAUCUUCCUGAUUACUUUCAUUGCCAUGGAUCGCUGUAUUUGUGUCCUGCACCCAGUAUGGGCUCAGAAUUAUCGAACUGUGAAUCUGGCAAGGAAAGUGAUUGUUGGAGCAUGGAUACUUGUCCUGUUGCUUAUAUUUCCACAUUUGAUCUUCUUGACAACAGUGAGAGAUGAAAGAGGGAAAGUGCACUGUAUAUGUAAUGUUGAGUCCUGGGCUGCAACCCCUGAGGAGCAGUUGAAGGUGUCCAUGACUGUAAGAAUAAUUUCAGUAACCAUCAGUUUCCUUAUUGGCUUCAGCAUACCCAUGAUCUUCAUUGUCAUUUGUUAUGGCCUCAUGGCUGCCAAGAUAGGCAGAAGAGGCUUUGUGAAUUCCAGUCGUCCCUUACGUGUCCUCACUGCUGUAGCAUUUUCCUUCUUUGUCUGUUGGUUCCCUUUUCAAUUGAUUUUUCUUUUAGGCAACAUUGGGUAUAAAGAGACAAUGAAUAGUAUUCACACAUGGGUGAACCCAGCAAGCACUCUGGCUUCCUUCAACAGCUGUCUCAACCCAAUACUCUAUGUUUUCCUAGGUCAGCAAUUCAGAAAGAAACUGAUCCACUCCCUGUCAGCUAGUCUGGAGAGGGCUCUGAGGGAAGAUUCAGUCCUGAACAGUAACUUGUCUUCACAUACUAAAGACUCUGGGCCAUAG
Rattus rattus (black rat) is the source of this 1020-nucleotide messenger RNA. RefSeq names its product formyl peptide receptor-related sequence 7. The transcript has a single exon. The record is from RefSeq and is a predicted model, not a curated record. The coding region runs from base 1 to 1020 and encodes 339 amino acids. NCBI's taxonomy places the organism in Eukaryota, Metazoa, Chordata, Mammalia, Rodentia, Muridae. Gene Ontology annotation, molecular function: N-formyl peptide receptor activity; complement receptor activity. Gene Ontology annotation, cellular component: plasma membrane. Gene Ontology annotation, biological process: positive regulation of cytosolic calcium ion concentration; complement receptor mediated signaling pathway; inflammatory response.